AUGGGUGUCCUGGUUCAGCUCCCGGUUCAGUGCCCAGUUAUCUACCAACUUUUAGUAUAUCCCGUCGUAAUGGGUGUCCUGGUUCGUGCCCCGGGUCACAAGGUCAAGAUCACAGGGUCACAAGGUCAAGAUCACAGGGUCACAGGUCAAGAUCCCGAGUCAAAGGCUAAGAUCAGGGGUCACGGUCAAGAUCACGGGUCACAGGUCAAGAUCACAGGGUCACAAGGUCAAGAUCACAGUCAGGGUCAAAAUCAGGGGUCACAAGGUCAGGAUUACAGGGUCACAGAAAUGUACAGUGGUGGCCGGCAAGAAUUAGUGGUACCUGGGUCAGUGUACAGGAUAGUUGUAGAGGCUAUCAGGCCAGCUCAAGUCCUGACCGUCAGAGCUGCCCUGGUACACAACGGUGAGCAGGUGGCUUCAGGCAAGGCCGUACUCAAGCCUGGUGACCUCUCUGAAAUUCUGUUGAGGGUUCCAGACUCUGGCGUUGAUGGCGAGUGGCAACUGAGGGUGGAAGUCCAAGAAGGAAUUAGUGCCAUCUUCAAGAAGGUCACUCCACUUAACUUCCAGGCCAAAUUUUUAACCAUUCUCAUACAGCCGUCACGUCCCGUCUAUAAUGCCGGCCAGAUAGUACGGUUCCGCGCCAUCCUUCUCACUCGGGACCUCAAGCCUUACGACGAUCCUGUGGAUGUCUUCGCUCUGGAUUCUCGUGGCCGGAAGAUGCGUCGUUGGCCCUCCUACCAGACCAGUCACGGGGUGAUUAAUCUGAGUUUCCAGUUGCCGGAUUAUCCUCUGGUGGGACGGUGGACGAUCAGGGUUAGAGCCAAGAGCCAGGUGGAGGACAAGAUCAUCCAGGUAGAACAUUACUUCAGGCCCAGAUUCGAGGUGUUCGUUCGACUCCCGCUGACGGUGCAGACGUCGGCGGAGUACGUGGAGGGCGUGGUGGUGGCCAACAUGACCAACUGGAGGUACGUGCAGGGCAACUGUACCCUCAAGCUGCAGUUUGCCAGACACGACGAUGACCAACCCAUCCCCGAGCACUUUACGGACGCCCAUGUGGAGUUCGUCCGUGUGUUCAAAGGUUCCCACGCCUUCAAGCUGCCCCUGUCGACGGUCCGUUAUAUGCUUGGUGCUGGGACUAAUGACGAGAACCUGAAAGGCGUGAGCGUGCGCGUGUGGGCUACAGUGGGCGACACCUUCAGGUGGUGGGUGCAGGAGGGGUGGGCCAUCGCCAGGCUGGUGAAGGAGGAGGCGAAGGUCACAUUCUUGGGCGACCAGCCUCUUAUCUUCAGGCCAGGCAUGCCUAUUACCAUCCACGUCCUCACGUCAUACCAGGACGACCAUCCGCUGGGGGAGGAGGAACUUCAGAAUGCUCGACUCAGUGUGGUCAUGACAGCCUCUGGACAGAGCACAAAGGUGGAUCAGGUGGACGUGAGCGGGUGGAAGUUGCAGGAGGCGGCGGGUGUGGCGGAGAUCUCCUUCGACCUUCCUGAGGGAGCAAUGAGCCUCAGGGUAGACGCCAGCCUGACCACCAGUAGCGGGCUGACAGCGGGCGCCAGACUGCUGGGGGUGGUACAACACUCACCCAGGGACCGACACCUUCAGAUAGAGACAUCCACCCCUGACGCCAGCCCAGGGGAGUUCAUCACUUUACACGUCAGGAACAACUUUUACAUGGAGCACUUUAAUUAUGUGGUGUUGUCACAGGGUGUGGUGAUCUAUAACGGGAGGGAACCUAUACUUGACCACUCCAUCCCCACCGUCACUACCUUCUCCCUCCCUGCCUCGACCGAUAUGUCCCCGGCGGCCAACAUCCUAGUCUGGGUGGUGACUCAGGACGGUCAGCUCGUCUCUCACGCCUUGCUGGUGCCCGUCGACCCUCUGGGACGACACAAGGUAGGCAUCAGGUGGAACGAACACAAGGACCACUCUGGCGGGUCAGUAGAGAUGAAGAUGUUGGGGGAGACGGGCGCGUUCUUCGCCGUCUCGUCUGUGUGGGAGGAGACGCACCACAUGGACACCGGCCACGAGUUAGACGCCUCCCGGGUCCUCCACCACAUGCUGCAGCUGGAGACGAACGACACCGUGUACGCCAGGCGGAGCAAUGUCACUGUGCCUCACAUCCGUCGGGCGGCUACUAGGUCACGUGACGGGGCCGGAGCCAAGGUGUCGCUCUACCCUACAGCCAUGGCUGGACCAGACGCCCCCUCCACUUUCAACUUCAGUGACCUCCUCGUGCUGACCGAUGCUGACCUCUUCUACCAUCCUCACCACGCGUCAGACUCACCUGACUGUGCUACCUGGCAAUUCAAGUGUCUGACUGGCAGCUGCUACAAUCACGAAGAACGUUGUGACGGACUCUACCAGUGCCCUGACCACUCUGACGAGGCAGGAUGUCCCGUGAAUGUCGACCCUCUCCGGGAGUUCCGCAUCAAGCGCCUGAGUCGUCUCCACCGCUUCUACGACCCAGACCACGGUGACUGGGCGUGGCUGGAUAUCAGAGGCGUAGGUACCGAGAUCCAGGUGUUCCCUAUCCCGAAGAGGCCGCAGACGUGGGUCGUGUCCAUGUUCGCUGUCGGUAAGAAGAUGGGACUCGGCCUACUGCAGGAGAAGAUACAGUUCGACUCGGCUGGACCAUUCGUGUUGACACUGGAAGGCCCAUCUGUAGUUAGACAGUGGGAGCAGGUAGGUCUGAGGGCGUGUGUGUUCAACUUCCACGGCAGUAAGGUGGGCGUGAUGGUCACCCUGCCUAACUCGGACGACUACCGCUCCGUGUUGGUGGAGGAGAACGGCGCGGUGACCUCUUACAAACCCAGGACGGCGUCGGGGGAUCAUCAGCAUGUUGUAUGGCUUGAGCCAGGAGAGUCCCGUGACGUCCACAUCCCCAUUGUGUUCACGAGGAAGGGUCAGGUCGAAGUCACUGUCCAGGGCUCCACCAUGAUGCAGAAAGACUCCGACACGAUCACUAUUGAUGUCCUGCCUGAGGGUGUGACCAUCGGGAAACACACCUCCAUCUUGCUGGAUCUGAAAAACAGGGCGCUGGUGUAUGACUUCCUUGACAUAGAGCUGGACGAGUCACCCAUCAUCCCUUACUCCCUCAAGCGUCGCUACAUCUACGACACUCCCACCGGCCACAUCUCUAUCACCGGUGACGUGGUGGGUCCAGCGUUCCCUGAGGUACCUGUUGGGAGCGACUCACUCCUGGGGCUGGAGGUUAUGGGGGCGGAGACGGCAGCCUUCAACUUUGCCUCUAACCUGUGGUCACUCCACUACCUGCGUCUCACUAACCAGAUCAAACCCGGCAUCGUCUAUCAGGUGUUGACGGCGGUGAACGUGCAGUACGCUGCCUUGGCUCGCUACCAGGACGAGGACGGAGCCUUCAGAAUGUGGCCGGAAUCUGAACCGAGUGUGUGGCUCACUGCUUACUCCCUCAAGACGCUGUGGCUCGCCAACUUCCAGGACUGGGAGAACCUCAUCUUCAUUGACCCCAUCAUCAUCAACAAGGCGGCGGAGUGGAUCCUCAACUACCAGACACCUAUGGGCGCCUUCACCGAGACUCCCAACUACACCCACCCGCUGGACUCCAAGACCAACCCCACGCCGGCAUUCCAGCUUAAGCGUGACGGCUACAAGAACGUGUCCCUGACGGCGCAGGUGGUGCUGGUCAUGGUGGACAUCCUCCCCGGCCUAAAUGGACACAUCCGGGCCAAGGUUAACAUCGCCAAGGCCAAUGCCAUCAGUUACUUGGAGAGGAAGCUAGAGAGUCUCGACGAUCCAUACGACAUGGCGCUGGUAGCCUGGGCACUCACCAAGGCCGACUCUGCCAAGAAGGAAACUGCCCUCAACUUACUGGACACAAUGAAGAGAGUAGAGGGGAACAAGAUCUAUUGGUCCCGUGAGCCUGUGGACUUCAACCCCAUGGUGUAUGAGGACAGCCAGAAGCCCUUCAUCCGGCCGAAGAAUGACCAGAAGUGGGACGCACACGCCGUAGAGACCACCUCUUACGCCCUCCUCGUCUACAUCGCCAGGGAAGGGAUCGGCAUCAUCCAGGAAAACAUCGUCAGGUUCCUCGCCGUCAUGAGGGAGCUGGAUGGAGGACUUAUCUCAACUCUGGACAGCGUGGCGGCCAUGGAAGCGCUGGUAGAGUACUCCUUCAGGGCCCGGCUGAGGGACGUGACGGAUAUGCGGAUCACCCUCGAACACUCAGCCAACCCCAACUUCACCGUGGACGUCUACUUGGGCAACACCUACGACCUGGCUGACUUGAGGUCCUUCGAUCUGACGAACAUCUGGGGUCACAUCAGCGUGGUGGGUCACGGGUCAGGUCAGGCUUUGGUUCAACUCGACUACAGCUACGGGGUGGACCACGAACCCUUACUGGACUACCCUCCCGUGGAAGCUUUCGACUUUAGCGUCCAAACCAAGUUCUUCGGCAGGAACAACUCCCACCUCCAGAUCACUACCUGUCAGAGGUGGACGGACACUGAGGAGUCGGCGACGAGUGGGGUGGCGGUGGUGGAGGUGCACUUACCGUCUGGCUACUACGUGAUGCAGGACUACCUCAUCGAGCUGGUCAACUCCCGCACCAUCAGGAACCUCCGCUGGGCCCUUAGGACAGAUACCCAAGUCAAAUUCUUCUUCAAUCACCUGGACACCACGGAGACCUGUUUGUCGUAUGAGGUCCAGCGCUGGCACCCCGUCGCUAACCAUUCCCGCUACAACAUGGCCAGAGUCUACGAUCUCUACCAACCCGAGCGCUUCAACAUGACGUUGCUGGAGGUCUACCCGCUCUAUGAUCUGGAUGUGUGUGAGGUCUGCGGCUCUUAUCAGGUGAGUACACUGCCCUCUUAUUGUUGCUGUCUGUGUGAACCCUGAGGCUCCUAUCACCAGGGGGAGGAGGCCUUCAUCCAGCAGUGGGCUGACACAGGCUGACGAAGAUGUGUUGUGAGUGAUGAUGGUGGAAGAUCGUGCUUCAUGACCCGUGUGAGAUAGAACCAUUUUUGUGGUUAAUAUUGAAGAUGUAUACAGGGUAAAAUAUCGCCAUCCAGCUCAGAAACUUCCCUCGUGUAACUUGACUUAGCUACAGGUUACAGGUUUAGUAAAUGCCUUGUGGUAAGAGAACCAUAAAUGUGUUUGGGAACCCUUGCAGUUGGUAGUUGUUUAGAGUCAACAUCAGGGCAUUUUUAACACUGGUAAACAACUCCGUCAUAAUGAGAUUUGUUGCUCUUUUGGUGAAACAAGUUGAACUAUAAUCCCAAACAAGUUAAUUAACAACCCAUAAACCUUUAACCAAGCUUAAAAUUGCUCAUAACAAAUAAUAAAACAUUAAGUAACACGAGACUAAAUUUAAAGACUCAACAAUAUUUUGAACAUAUAACACUCCACAAAAAACACCACAAGAACACACUUAAAACACACCACCUCGAGUCUUCACAAAGUAUACGAUUAAUUACAUAAUACACAGCCUGAUAGAAUUCCGGUGAAUUUUCCCACAAUUACAGAACAGAACCCCGUCCCCAUGUUCAGCGGACUGGUGAAGACAGUACACUACCCAGGGCUUGAUCACAGCUGAGGGGGUGGGGGGAUCAGAAGAGGGUUAGUUAACUGACCAGAAUGAAGAGUCAAGGCCAACCACACGUUACAGUACAAGGCCAAUGUGUUUACAGUUUCAUAAUACUAAUGUGUUUACCUUAGUGGCGUUACUGAGAACAAGGAAGACAAUGUUUGGCAAAUACUUUAAAAAGUUGGUUAGAGUUGUAUCGUGUUUAUCGUCUCUUAUCAUUAACUGGUGUGAAGACUUUACUCGGCGGCGUCAACAGACGUGAAGCAAUAAAGGAAAAAUAAAACAGCCGUAAAUACCAGCAAUGUCCUGUAGUUCUUAACUGUAUAUAAUCUACAGUGAACCCCUCCAUAUAACGUACUUCUCUCUCCAUUAGUUCGUUAAUUGGGGGUUUCAUAUAUAACAGACCCUCGAUAUAACGGACUUUCAUAUCCGUAUAGUCCGUUAAAUAGAAGUUUUACUGUACAAUAUAUGUGACACCUUUACAUUAAUGAUCCCUUCAAUUUAACGUUGCAGUAGGUGGCGCUGACGGGGAUGGUGCAGUA
This is a messenger RNA of Homarus americanus (American lobster), 6102 nucleotides long. Its product is annotated as CD109 antigen-like. Gene Ontology annotation, molecular function: protein binding; endopeptidase inhibitor activity. NCBI's taxonomy places the organism in Eukaryota, Metazoa, Arthropoda, Malacostraca, Decapoda, Nephropidae. The transcript has 31 exons. Gene Ontology annotation, cellular component: extracellular region. The coding region runs from base 1 to 4872 and encodes 1623 amino acids. The record is from RefSeq and is a predicted model, not a curated record.